Molecule: messenger RNA, 1005 nt
Organism: Eremothecium cymbalariae DBVPG#7215
Lineage: Eukaryota; Fungi; Ascomycota; Saccharomycetes; Saccharomycetales; Saccharomycetaceae
Gene: RPC40
Product: DNA-directed RNA polymerase core subunit RPC40
Exons: 1
Coding region: 1-1005 (334 amino acids)
Biological process (GO): DNA-templated transcription
Cellular component (GO): RNA polymerase III complex; RNA polymerase I complex
Molecular function (GO): DNA binding; protein dimerization activity
Source: RefSeq, a predicted model, not a curated record
AUGUCAAAUAUUGUUGGUAUCGAGUAUAAUCGUGUUACAAAUACUACCUCAACAGAUUUCCCAGGUUAUUCUCAUAAUGAAGACUUUUCCUGGGAUGUGAACAAAUUUAGAGAUACAAUGGACGUUCAAAUUUCCCAUUUAGAUGAUAGAGAAGCGAAUUUUGAUUUAAUUCAUAUUGAUGCUUCUAUUGCGAAUGCUUUUCGUCGUAUCAUGAUCUCAGAAGUACCUUCCGUAGCUGCUGAGUAUGUUUAUUUCUUUAACAACACCUCCGUUAUCCAAGAUGAGGUGCUAGCACAUAGAAUAGGUUUAGUUCCACUAAAAGUGGAUCCGGACAUGUUAACCUGGGUUGAUAAGUCAUUACCGGAAGCUGAAAGAUUUACUGAUGAAAAUACCGUUGUUAUGUCUCUCAACGUGAAAUGCACUGCCAACCCAGAUGCUCCAAAAGGUUCCACUGAUCCAAAGGAGUUAUACAACAAUGCACACAUAUAUUCUCGUGACCUGAAGUUUGAGCCACAAGGGAAGCAACUGGAUAGCUUCGCAAAACAUCCUGUUCUACCUACGGAUCCAGAUAUUCUGUUAGCAAAGCUAAGACCAGGUCAAGAAAUUUCUCUAAGGGUGCAUUGUAUUCUAGGUGUUGGAGGUGACCAUGCCAAAUUUUCCCCGGUGUGUACUGCUUCAUACAGACUGAUGCCUCACAUCGAUAUAUUGGAAACCAUCCAAGGAGAAGAUGCAACGAAAUUUGUCAAGUGUUUUCCACCCGGUGUAGCCGCAAUUGAUGAGAAGGGAGAGGCAUAUAUAAAAGAUGCUAGGAAGGACACUGUCUCCAGAGAAGUUCUUAGACAUCCCGAGUUUGAGGGAAAGGUAAAGUUGGGAAGGGUUAAAGACCAUUUUAUAUUUAACGUGGAAAGCACCGGUGCAAUGACUCCUGAAGAGAUAUUCUUCAAGAGUGUUAGAAUACUUAAAAAUAAGGCCGAAUAUCUAAAGAACUGUCCAAUCACCCAAUAA